Messenger RNA from Gongylonema pulchrum, 414 nucleotides. The record is from the annotation of a GenBank genome assembly. Lineage: Eukaryota; Metazoa; Nematoda; Chromadorea; Rhabditida; Gongylonematidae.
AUGCCGUCACUGGUUGUAUUCGGACGACGUUGGAAUAUUGCAAGCGAUGAUUUUGUUUUUCCGUCGUUAUCCGAAGCAUUGGUUCGAUUGGCUUGGGUAACAACAACAUGCAUAAUAUUUAUGUUAAAGAAAUGGCGCAGUUGUGCCGACCAGCAAUUCCUCAUCUUCAUCUUUUCACUGAUCGGUGUCAACAGCGUAACAGUACUGGUCUGUUUCAUCCUCGCGCUGGCCAGUGCUCGUGGAUCGAUCCUGGAACCACAGAAGCGUCAUCUGGUUGCUAAAAUUUUGUACAUACGCUUGCCGUUGUUUAUUGUUGAAAUUGCUGUCACUGCUGCAGCAACAGUCUUUGCAUUUAGUAAGUUUUUUUUUUUUGUUUUUAAGCUGAAUUACCAUUCUUGCGCUUCACUGUCAUGA